Seriola dumerili (greater amberjack) is the source of this 5892-nucleotide messenger RNA. RefSeq names its product muscleblind like splicing regulator 2 (gene mbnl2). NCBI's taxonomy places the organism in Eukaryota, Metazoa, Chordata, Actinopteri, Carangiformes, Carangidae. The transcript is spliced from 9 exons. The record is from RefSeq and is a predicted model, not a curated record. Bases 1017 to 2186 code for a protein of 389 amino acids. Gene Ontology annotation, molecular function: metal ion binding.
UGCCUGCCUCGCUCGCUUGCUUGCUCCGCGGCUGAGAGAGAGAGAGAGAAAGAGAGACAUCGAGAGAAAAUCCCUGUCUAGGCAUGGACCUCCGGCUGCAGCACUCGGCAGCUCGUGAGGAAUGACAACACUUCACAUGGUCAUUAACUCCAGUCGCUGAGGCUGAAGGGAGAGCUGUAUUGUAGCUCAGUGUCACAGAAGCACCGGGUGCCUCCUAUGUACGGGACAGCAGACAGACAGAGGCACACAGCAGAGCUACGGGACACAGUGAAAUGAGAUCACUGACAGAAAGUGCCUUGUGAGACGACAUCCCUUCUUGAUGAUCCCUGGGCGUUUCUGAAGAGCUUCAGAUUUCUCCCUCUGCAGUCGUGACAGGAUAUAGCUCAGCUGCAAACACCGCUAACCCUUUGGGUUAUUCUUACCUGUGCUCAGAGAGAAGAAACCCCAAGUGAAGAGGUGGAGCUACUGCACUGCUGGCCAAGGUGCCAAAGCUCAGAGAGAGUAGGUAUUGAAGACUUUUAAAUAAUAGAAAGCCACAAACGUUGUGUUGUCCUAAACUGUGCCAUCGCACCUCAAAAUAGCACCACUUCUGCUCUCCAACAGCCACCCUUGAACAGAUAUCAUCUUUUAUACAAAGGACAUUUUUGGGACAUUGGUACAACCGGUAGAGAUUGUUUCCGAGCAUGCCCCCUCUGCAUCGUCAGAGGUCUGCACCUGAGACUUACUGAUUGAUGAACAAUUAGCUGUUUGACUGACAAACUCAUCAACAGCAGUGCAGUCCCAUGCUCCGAUCACAGAGACUUUGCCAGUCCAUUACCUCCACUUUCUUGUCCACAAGGACAAACCUCAUCCACUGACCUGAGGCAGAUCACUUAUAUCUACAUGUUCCAUUAGUUUUAGUUGUUGUGGGUUUUAUUUUUUUUUAUUGGAACACUGAAACACCUCCUCAGAGGAUAAUCUCCUCCUUAAACCAAGUGGCUCCACUCCACCCCAGCUCCACAGCCAGCACUGCUGACAUGGCUCUAAACAUUGCUUCGAUACGGGACACAAAAUGGCUGACCCUGGAAGUGUGCCGGCAGUUUCAGAGAGGGACUUGUUCACGCAGUGAUGAGGAAUGCAAAUUUGCCCACCCACCCAAAAGCUGCCAAGUGGAGAAUGGGAGGGUGAUCGCCUGUUUUGACUCAUUAAAGGGCCGUUGCACGCGAGAGAACUGCAAAUACCUCCACCCACCCGCUCACCUGAAGACCCAGCUUGAGAUCAACGGGCGAAAUAACCUGAUCCAGCAGAAGACAGCGGCCGCCAUGUUGGCUCAGCAGAUGCAGUUCAUGAUCCCUGGCACCACCAUGCAACCUGUGCAGACGUUUCCAGUCAGCCAGGGCCUGGGCUCCAGCGCAGGUUUGAGCUACACACCCUACCUGACUCCCAUGUCCCACAGCAUGGGCCUGGUGCCCACAGACAUCCUGCCCAGCACGCCCGUUAUCGUCCCCGGCAGCCCGCCUGUCUCCGUGACCGCCGGCUCUUCCUCCAGCCAGAAACUGCUGCGUACCGACAAGCUGGAGGUUUGCCGUGAGUUCCAGCGGGGCAACUGUGCACGCGGUGAGACUGACUGCCGCUUUGCUCACCCGAGCGACAGCCCCAUGAUCGACACCAGCGACAACACGGUCACCGUUUGCAUGGACUACAUCAAGAGCCGCUGCUCACGCGAGAAGUGCAAGUACUUCCACCCCCCGGCCCACCUGCAGGCCAAGAUUAAGGCCGCCCAACACCAGGCCAACCAGACAGCUGUGGCUGCGCAAGCCGCUGCCACAGCUGCAGCCAUGACUCAGUCGACUGCCAAAGCAAUGAAGCGACCCCUCGAGGCAACUGUAGACCUGGCGUUCCCCCACGGCGUCCUGCAGCCCCUACCAAAGAGACCAGCACUUGAGAAGAGCAACGGAGCAAGCUCCCUGUUCAACCCCAGUGUUUUGCACUACCAGCAGGCGCUGGCCAACGCACAGCUCCAGCAGCCCGCUUUCUUUCCCACAGGGUCAGUCUUGUGCAUGACUCCUGCUAGCAGUCUUGAUCAUCCUGAAAUAAGUUUCAGGAAGGGAACGGAGUGUCACGAAGCUGCACUGGGAAACCUAAAACAGCCCCUGUGUAAAUACUACCUUACCUCUCCCAUAGAGGUCCAGCAACCUGCAUGCUAAGAGUGUAAACACUUCAAUUUAACCGUAAGAACUGCAGUGCCGGUGUAACACACACAGAAAAAAAAGAUAUAUAUACUGUAUGUAUUGCUAGAAAAAAUAAUUAACAUGAAAAAUUCAAAAAUAUUCUUAUGUAUAGUGCGACAUACAUAGCAGACACACAAUAUAGAGGUCAUUUUAACAACUGUUCUCCCAAAGUACCGUGGAUCCCCUCUCUUUCAUAUUUAUUCUAAAAACCUCUGCACAAUGUUCAUCCCUUUGGUUAGAAAAAAAAGAUGCGUGAUUUGCACUAUAUGAGAAAUAUAGUGCUUAAUGUGGAAGUGGGAAAACAGGAAGUCACAGAAAACCCGUGCACAACCACACCAAUGCACUCGGCGCUUUGAAGAGGGUUUUCAUCUCGCGGUCUUUGCUUUUUUCUCUCUACAAAGUUGAAUGUCCUUGGGGCAGACAGGCUCAUGUUUUCUUAAUGUGACUGUCCCGGCGAGGGUUCGUCUGUGACCCUCAUCUGCCCCAGAUGCUGUUAAGAUGCCAUGAUGAAGCUUAUCCUCCCCUCCCCCCCUGCCAACUUUUCAUCUCCGGAAACAUCUUGCCAAAGUUGCGGCUUGGAAGAGGUCAAUGGAAUCAACCUGCCAGAGUGCAGGGCCACAUUUUAACACCCAGACAAAAUCUUUUCUUUCUUUUUUUUUUGCCAUUGCGAAAGCUGCUCGGAACGCACCCUUUAUUUGUUUGGGUGCUUUGUUUAGGAGGAGUGGUGGGAUAGAUUGUGCACGGAUUUUUGCAUGCAGUCAGGACAGGGAAAGACAGUGCCCAGUGUUGACAGAAGAUAGUCGUGGCCAUUACCACAAAGCCUAAAGGCUCGGGUCUGUGCCAAGGGCUUAACAAAGCUUGAGGGUUUGUUCCAGACAUACCAAGCCUUGUGUGUGUGUGCAUGUGUGUUCGUAUCUGGAGACUGAUGGUCUGCCGGCAGACUGGGACUUGAAGCGAGGUCUAGCAGGUGAUGACAACACCAGGCCUGGUAGGAGAGUUUUUUGAGGGGUGGGUGAGGGAUUUAAGUGCUAAGACUAAACAAAAAACGGUGCAUUUGACGACGCUCGUCAAGCAAAAAGAUAACUUGAACUUCGACUGGAGGGCUAUCUGUGACCGUCGGUUGUCCUGUCCAACCCUACUAUCACCGAUAAUCCUGUUCCAUUUUAGAAAACUGUAGAAGUGCCUAAAAAAUGCUCAUCAACAACACAUGCAUCCAGAGUGUAUCACUAAAAGUCACAGACACAACACACUGGCUGUCAGAAGCUACAUGGGACUUUUCGGGAAAGACAUCACAUUUUGCGAAUCGUUACUGGAAUCAGUUUUUCUAGUAACCGUUCAUUAACAUCACAAGUGACUUUAUCGAAACAAAAGAAGUUAAAGAAACGACAAAUCAAAAAUAGCUUUGUAGAAUGUUUGGUGACUUUCAUGGUGUACCAUUGUUUCUUACCAUGGUUUGAGUAGUUUACAUGAGGAACGUGAGUGAGAAAAAAAUGUAUUGUAAACUGUGUAAUGUAUGUAAAGUGUCUCUUAUUUUGAGAGUUUAUAUUCAUAGUUCUAGAAAUGUAUUCGAAGUUAUUUAAAAUUUGUGUUGUGUCUCCUAUCAAGGUAUGUUUGAAUUCCCCUAAAACCCUCCACCACCUCCAUCUCCCAGAACAAUCAGUUGUUUUUCAGUCAAGAUCAUCAAAAGUUAUUGUAUUAUUUUAGACCAACCCUCUUUAGUCAUUUCAUUUUACAAACAGCGUGUUUGAACUCAUGAUACUAAAUCUUAUUUUCCAUUUUUCAAAAUUCAGAUGUAAUUUCAUGGUGCUUGAUUAACAUUGACAAUCCACAGGCAUACCUUUGGAACAAGAGUGUUUCACUCCGGUUUCACAUUUUGGUUUCAUUCACUUUGAUUGUCUUCACAUGCAUUAUGAUUUGUGUGUAAUAUUUGUGGAAGGUGGUAAAAGUUCUAUUUUGUUGUAAUUUAUCUUAUGUUACUCUUGGUCAAAUUUUAGUCAAAAACAAUGUUGUAAACUAUUCUAUUUUGAAAUGAAUGUAAUUUAUUGAGCUGUGCUACAUUCUGCACGGUUGGUCAUUUAAAGGUCUAACCUGUCAGGUCAGCGAAUGAGAAGUCGCACACGUCUGAGGGGUGGGGUUUAAAAUUCUACUCACCAAUAGAAAGCUACUGGAUCUUUCUUGCCUUCUCAUCGAUAAAAAGAUCACGGUGUUGCAGUAAUGAGCAUAGUUAUAGAGUUGCUUGUGUUGUUGGAAAAAAAAUGUUUAUUGUAUAGAUGACAUUUUACCAAAAAAAGAGAAGAAAAUUUCAAAAAAGAUGUACUUUUCACUCUAGUAAAAUAGUAUUUCAUAACAAUAUUAAGUUGUUGCUGUGGCAACCAAAUGUUGCAAUUACUAAAGUUCGGUAUUUUUGUAAAUGACAUUGUUAAGUUGAUUUUUGUUUCUUUUUGCUAGAACACUGUACACAAGGUAGAUUGUAAAGAAGAUAUGAACAUUUCUUAUUCUUCACUGAGAUUAUGACAAUGACCUAAUAUUUUCAUUAGCGAAUAACAGCCUCCAUAGUGCUGUGACUGUAACACUUAAAUAGAUUUAAAGUCAUCAAUGUUACAUAGAUUAUAUAUAAAUAUAUAUAUAAGAACUAAAUAAUCUAUAAAUUAAUAAGUUCAGAUGUACAGCUCUUCCCCCGACAAAGGACCUUUAGGUUCCACACUGAGACAUUUUAUUCGAGGCGUAUGUAUCACUAGAGUUAAGGAUUGCACUUUUCAUAUUCUUUAAAGAUGUGAUCUGUUUUUCAUUUCCUGCUAGUACAGUAAAUCUGUUUAUCAAUCAAAAGCAGAUACUACCGGUAAAUAACUUUAAUUCAACAUGUUGCAUGGGAAAACAAUAUUUUCUUUUCUUACUAAAUGAUAACGUACUGAAUGUUUCUAGUGAAAAAAAAAAUGUCUGUACACAAAAUGUCCUCAUUAGGUGACCCACGAUGCCCUUGUGUAUGGAAUCCUCUUGAGAUGUAAUGUUUUUUGAAAUGUGUCGGCAAUGAUUGACUGAUGGUAAAAAGAAAAAUGUAAGCACUUUCUGAGCAGUUGGUCAACUGAGCAGACUCAGCUUAUCCAAACACUUUGCCUUAUCUUGAGUCCAUCGUGCUUAAGGUUUUAUGUUUUUAAGAGCUCUUAUGAAAUUUAUGAAAGAGGCUUGAACGGGUCUCUCUUCUCAAAUCCCUCCUCAGUUUCAUUUCAAAUAUAUAUCUUUAUAUCUAAAAUCAUUUUUUAAGGUUUUAAUGUGCGCAUCACAAGGCCAAAAUGGGUGACUGCAACAGAGAGACCAGUCACUGAUCUUUACUUCUGGUCUCCCAAAUCUGUAGUGACAUCUUUUCGUCCCAUUGCCUUACAAUGGAACUGUUUGGAGCGUGUAAUUCACAGCUUUAGCCAGCAGAGGGCACUACACUGGAGACUGCAGGUUAUGACUUGUGACUGCCUGUGCCAUCGUUGUUGCAGUGUACCCUAACAACAAAGUAAAAACAUAAAGAUUAAUUGACAAGAAGACCCUCAUCGGAUUUAUAGUUUCAAUGUAAUCAUUUUUCAAUGUAUUCUUUUUGCAUAUAUUUUGUGCUAUUUUAUGUUUCUAUAGUCAAAUGUUUCUUUGGUUCCAGCAAGAUAGUGUAAAAUCUAUUGAAAGAAAGAAAUAAAGAAAA